CCCGAGAGGGGUAACUUCUCGUCCAUUUUGUCACCGAAUGUUCUCAGCUUGUACAACGACCGAAGCAGCAACGAAAUUUUGCCACUGUCAAAACUACUGGGCACCGAACCGUCCUCGGAACAAGCAGCUUGGCUGAGGUUGAUACUGGAGAUGAGUGGAACCACCGACAAGUUAAUGACGCUUGGAGAAGACCAGCUGACGUCCUUCAAAGACAACAGCACAAUGCAUUUGCUGUUGCAGCUGAAAGCCGUUGCCAAACCGCUGAGUGACGUAUUCACCAACGGUACAUCUUCAAAGGCUGUUCUUAAAAGAGUGUUUCGCAGGUUGGAUAGACUGUACGACAGCCGCCAAAGAAAGAAAUUGAAGGAACACGGCUACGCAUUUCUGAACAGGCGUCAAAUCGAGCUUCUUUACGGUCCAUCGAAUGUCUUGAAUAUUACUGAACGUCCAAAAUUUUAUAACACGUUUCUAUUGGCAAAUGAAGAAGAAAAAGAAAAAUUACUCAUGAAUGAAGCACGACUGAUUCUUGGAGACUCUUUGACGAGAAAACGACGGGCGGUUUUGACACCAGCAGUUUUAGCUCCUACAAUUUUGAAUCCUGCUGCAGCAUCCGUUCCGGAUAUACUGGGUCCAUUGGUACUAUCACCCUUUAUUUUAUCGCCAUCAAUCUUCGGGCCGCUUGUCUUAAGUCCUCUUGUACUGUCUCCAAUUAUUCUAUCUCCCCAUGUGCUUGGAGGUCUAUAUAUCACCCCUCUUGUUUUGUCUCCGGUUAUUCUGUCUCCGCUGGUUCUUUUUCCUCUGAUAAUUAGUCCUUUAACGGUGUGCCCAAUUAUCUUGUCGCCCUACGUACUUACACCACUCGUACUCAGUCCGUUGACAGUUUCACCUGCAAUCUUGAACCCACUGGUAUUGAGCCCUCUUAUUCUUACUCCAGUAUACAAAGGUGGCCUCAUCGUUUCUCCAAGAGUUUUAACUCCUGCUAUUAGAUCACCUUUGAAUCGAGUCAUUAUUGUCUCUUCACCAGCCGUAUUGUCGCGUCGAAGAAAAAAGAGAUGGGCCAGCAGAAACCUUCUCCACAUGUACUUGUUCAAUCUAAGAACCUAG
This is a messenger RNA of Soboliphyme baturini, 1104 nucleotides long. The record is from the annotation of a GenBank genome assembly. Lineage: Eukaryota; Metazoa; Nematoda; Enoplea; Dioctophymatida; Soboliphymatidae.